AUGGUUUCAGAUAACGGAGUAAUACAACCAGUGGCUCAAUAUGGACACAGUAAUGGUGUUGCAGUUGCUUAUCACCCAGCCCAUUUAUCACCUCAAAAGACAAUGCCUUUAGCAAUGGAACAACAACAAAAUCGAGGUGAACACACUCUACCUCCAGUACCUCCACCUAGAAGUCCUCAGAUGCCUGGUUCUAAUAUCACUCUGCGUAGAAAUUAUGCAACAAAUAUGCCAUUAGGCCUAGUAAAAUAUAACGAGCCUUCUACAUCAAUAAGUGCAGAUACUUCUGAAUCAUAUCCACAACCCCAUAGUUAUAAUGAGCUAAUGAAUUCACAACCUAAUUUCAAUCAUAAUAGUCUACAGCAAAAUGAUGAUCAAUUCAGUGAACAGUCAUCAAACACAAUUCAAACACCAUUAAGAAUCGACUUAAGGGGACAAUCAGAAAGUGAUACUGAUAUUGCAUCUAAACAGAAUCGAAUGAUGAGAAAUGGCCUUGGUGUUGGGCUACCUCCACUAGCUAGCAAUCAUAUUCACAAUCGUUCAGUCAAUAUUCAGCCUUCACAAAAAUCUAACUCAUUAUCUGAAACCCAAGAAACCAAAUUAGCAGUGUAA
This is a messenger RNA of Heterobilharzia americana, 609 nucleotides long. NCBI's taxonomy places the organism in Eukaryota, Metazoa, Platyhelminthes, Trematoda, Strigeidida, Schistosomatidae. The record is from the annotation of a GenBank genome assembly.